Messenger RNA from Brassica rapa (field mustard), 837 nucleotides. RefSeq names its product putative B3 domain-containing protein At4g03170. Gene Ontology annotation, molecular function: DNA binding. The record is from RefSeq and is a predicted model, not a curated record. NCBI's taxonomy places the organism in Eukaryota, Viridiplantae, Streptophyta, Magnoliopsida, Brassicales, Brassicaceae.
AUGGCAUCUCCAACGCAAGCCCGAGAAGUCCACCACCGCAAGGAAGAAGACGCACUCGAUGAAGAACGGGAGCUUAUUGACCUGAACAAAGAAGCCAAACACGAAGACGAUGACAAGAUCGUGGCCUCAGAGUCGUCAGAGACAAGGGAAGCAAAGAAGCAGAAAGUGGAACAAGAAGUCAAAGAUGCUUAUCAAGAAGACGAAAGAAGAGGAGGGAUGACGAGAACAACAACACCAAGAAGCUUAACUCAAGAAGAAGCAAAGGCAAAGGAAGAUGAUGCUCGCGCCUCACGCAUGCUUGCGUCUACGAGCAACGACUUAGUCCGACCGGGGCUGGACAUAAACGAUUACGUCGACGACUCAGAACAAACCUUGACGUUCCUCACCCGAUGGAAGGCUCCGGAGACUCCACCUGAAAGGAUCAUCCACCGCACCCUGGUCGAGCAAUGCAGCAAACCGAUCCAAAAGCAGCUAACGACGAGCGACGUGACACAGAACAGGCUCUCUUUAUCGUACUCGCAAGUGAGGAAGAAGUUUCAGCAGCUUCUUGGCGACGAGUCAGGGAGAAAGGAGAGUAGGUUCACGGUUUACGGACCAGACGGGAAGGUUCAUGAGAUUUGGCUACGUGAGAAGAAGAGGUCGUUUGAUUUGACGAUAGGGUGGUGGUCGUUCGUGGAACAGUAUGGGCUCAAGGAGUGUUGCGACUUCGUCACGGUUUGGAUGUUCAGGCACAGUGUCACUCGACGGAUUUGCUUAGCUAUUGAUACCACAAGGUUUGCUUUCAGGAAACAGGUUAGUAAGAGGAUCUCUCAGGCUGCUUUCGAGGAUUCUGAUUAG